Molecule: messenger RNA, 1907 nt
Organism: Ixodes scapularis (black-legged tick)
Lineage: Eukaryota; Metazoa; Arthropoda; Arachnida; Ixodida; Ixodidae
Product: 4-coumarate--CoA ligase 1
Exons: 9
Coding region: 125-1708 (527 amino acids)
Molecular function (GO): CoA-ligase activity
Source: RefSeq, a predicted model, not a curated record
CUUACAAGAACACUACGUCAUAAUAUGUCUUAACGCAUAUGGGCUAUAUUCUGGGACAUGGUUCACUGCUUGAGGAUGAGCCAUAAGUAUUGAAAACAGUGUAGUUGUGUUUUUUUACUCGAACAUGGAACAUGUUUCAAAUGCAGAUUCGCCCAUAACGGCACGCAUUGAGGACGGCAUCGUGUAUUCACCGCUCCCGUCUUUCGAUAUACCCAAGUGUUCCUUCUACGCAAUGGCAAGGGAGCUAGUGAAGAAUGCUCCUGAAAAGUUGAUGCUGGUUGACGAUUCACAUGCUUUGACACGGGCCGAAUGCCUGACUCAAAUGCAGCGCUACGCUGCAGGGUUCCAAGCCCACGGCAUCCAACCAGGCGAUCACGUGUGUGUGCACUUGGAAAAUAGCAUCGAGAACUACAUCGCCACGUUCGGGUGUGUUUUCGCCGGAGCAGUGAUCGUCUUGGCGACGACCUCUCUAACGGAAAGAGAACUCCAUUACCAAGUAAAGGAGGCCGAUGUUGUGCACAUUUUGACAGAACAAAAGUUCGUCCAGAAAGUUAAGAAUGUGGAUGCCGUGACGCCAUUCAAGGAAUUGGAGUUCCAAGAGAUCCCCGUACCGGACCCGGAGCGCACCCUGAUGGCCCUGGCAUACACGUCGGGCACCACGGGACUUCCCAAGCCCGUCGAAAUCACGCACUACAACUUCGUAGCUUCAUUUUAUACGACCGCGAAAUGCGGCACUAGAACCGACGGAGAUGUCACGCUGGCAUGGAACCAACUGGCUCACGUCUCAGGGCUAUGGAGUAUCCUCACGGCUUUGGCUGGAACAAUCUGCGUAGUUGUCCCUCAUACCUUAGGGAUAAACCGGUACGCCGAUAUGAUCGACAAAUUCAAGGUAACUCUUCUUGUUGGCUUUCCAGGGCGUCUUGAGAAAUUGGUGCAUUACGUUCACUCCACGGGUAGAAGACUCAUCACUGUGCAGGAAGUCGGCGUCGGGGGCGGCGCGCUCUCAAAGCAGCUCGCGGAACUAACCAUGAGCGUUUUUGAAAACCUUCGAAGUCUGAGGUUGUUCUACGGAAUGACAGAAUCAAACGGCUUUGUAUGUGCCCCGCCGAAGGAUGUCGUCUCUUACACUGACAUUGGGUAUCCUGUUCUCAUGAGCGAAAUCAAGGUCGUAAACGUGACCAAUGGUGAAUCACUGGGACCGAAUGAGCCUGGCGAGCUCUGCUACCGGUCACCCACGGCAUCUCGAGGCUAUUACAAGCGUCCUCUGGAAACUGCCCAGUUCAGAGACAGCGAGGGAUGGUGUCGGUCUGGCGAUUGGGCCUACUACGAUGCAGAUGGCCGAGUUCACUUCGUGGAAAGAAUCAAAGAAAUGAUCAAGUGCCUCGACCAGCAGGUAGUUCCGACAGAACUCGAAGAAUUGCUGCUCGCCAAACACGACGGUAUCGCCGAGGUGGCUGUGCUGGGUGUGCCCCACCCGGUCUACGGAGAAGCACCGGCCGCCAUUGUCGUGCCCAAGAAGGAUAUCAAGAACGUUGCUGGAGCAAUGGAAAGAGAAAUCAAGGAUAUCAUUGCGGGAACCUGUGCUGAGUACAAGCAUCUCUACGGAGGCGUCUUCUUCGUGGAAGCUCUUCCGAAAACGGAGAGUGGAAAGAUACAGAGGAAAGCACUCUUCGAUACUUGGGCCAAGUGUGCCCGGCUGCCUCUAUAACGAACAAAUGAACAACUCUUUGCAGCCAGUUUCCUUCAGCCAGCCUAAUAUGAAAGCUUUUGAACUCGUCGUUUCAGUAUAUCUUGACUUGGUGUUGUGGGAUCAGUAGAUGACUUUCGUCAAUAAAUAUUAGACAGGUUUGGGCAAAAUACUUACCGAAAAUGUAUUUAAAUACAAAUAAAAAACGCUUUGACAAAAA